Molecule: messenger RNA, 981 nt
Organism: Alternaria arborescens
Lineage: Eukaryota; Fungi; Ascomycota; Dothideomycetes; Pleosporales; Pleosporaceae
Exons: 2
Coding region: 1-981 (326 amino acids)
Biological process (GO): peroxisome fission
Cellular component (GO): peroxisomal membrane
Source: RefSeq, a predicted model, not a curated record
AUGUCUGACCAAAACGAGAAAACCAUCCAACCUGAAGCGCCCAAUGUGGCCGACACACCUGAUGUCAAGGAGGUGGUGGAUAAGAUAGCGGAUGCCGCCCCCAGUGCGGAUCCGAGGGACAUAGACAGGACCGACUUGCUCGCAGGCGUGAAGAAGGUUGACCAGACAAUCCUGAGGCUGAACAAACUCCUAGCUUCCCCAGGCGGCCUCUCCGCAUUCCUCUCCACAUUCAACUACACCCUCUAUAUCCUCGCGUACGUGCAAACCAAGUCGCCCUCCAUCUCCAGCUUUGCCACCAAGCUGCUCUCCCUCAUCCGCCCGGCCUGCGACGACACCAAGAUCUCAGCGGCCACACUCCUGAACAAUGGCACCGUGCCGCCCAUCGCUGCGCUCGCAGUCCUCAUCUCCAAGGCGCGCACAACGCUGAGACUGUUCGGCCUCUUCCCGCUAUACGCGUGGCUGCGCUCGCUAGCCUCAGGCCCCAAAGCUGGCACAGAUGUCGUUCUGCAUAGAAUCGCCAUGCUGCAGGCGAGCAGCUACUUCUCCUACCAAGCGCUAGAGAACAUCUCCCUCCUCGCCGACUCAGGCGUCAUCGGACCCCGCUUCAUAUCCACCCUGAACCGCGGCGACUCCAAAACUGCGCGUCUAUACCUGUACGCCUACCGCUGUUGGCUGGGUGGCGUGUCAUGCGACUUCCUUCGCUUGAUGCGCGAGUGGCAGCUCGAGAGUCGCAGGAGGGUGACUAGGAAGCAGAUGGUCGCUGAUGGCCGGGCAGUAGCAGAAUACCAGGACGAAGAAGAUAAGAAGUUUGACAACCGGUGGUGGACCGACUUUGUCAUCGCGAGUGCGUGGUUGCCCAUGGCGCUACAUUUCAGCAGCGCCACCGGUGGUCUGCCGGGCUGGAACCUGGGCUGGAUGGGCGCCUGCGGUUUGGUUGCUGGCAGCACGAGGUUCAAGGCACUCUGGGCGAGUACGGCAUAA